This is a messenger RNA of Momordica charantia (bitter melon), 1033 nucleotides long. Its product is annotated as coatomer subunit zeta-2. Gene Ontology annotation, biological process: intracellular protein transport; intra-Golgi vesicle-mediated transport; retrograde vesicle-mediated transport, Golgi to endoplasmic reticulum. The record is from RefSeq and is a predicted model, not a curated record. Lineage: Eukaryota; Viridiplantae; Streptophyta; Magnoliopsida; Cucurbitales; Cucurbitaceae. Gene Ontology annotation, cellular component: COPI vesicle coat.
ACCGAACCAAAAAUCAGACCCGAAUUCGACCCGAGCGCAGCGUUUUGUCAUGGGAGAUCGCCUCACAAACGCAAACCUGAGCAGAUCGAAGCAAUUUUUGAAUCUCUUCAUCUCUUCUGCAUUUUAUUGAAGAAUACUUGGUUCCACAACCUGUUCACUUGCUACUGUAGAUGAUGGAGUCCUGUCCUUCAAUAAAAAAUAUUCUCCUGUUGGAUUCUGAGGGGAAACGUGUGGCUGUCAAGUAUUAUUCAGAUGAGUGGCCAACAAAUAGUGCAAAGGAAUCUUUUGAGAAAGCUGUAUUUAGCAAAACUCAAAAGAGCAAUGCUCGAAAUGAAGCGGAGAUAGCAAUGUUUGAAAACAAUAUUGUCGUUUACAAGUUUGUGCAAGACCUUCAUUUUUUUGUCACUGGUGGAGAAUAUGAAAACGAGCUUAUCUUGGCAACAGUACUUCAAGGAUUCUUUGAUGCUGUUGGCCUUCUCCUUAGGGGUCACGUGGAAAAGAAGGAAGCACUUGAAAACUUGGAUCUUAUUUUGUUGUGCCUCGAUGAAAUUGUUGAUGGAGGUAUUGUUCUUGAGACCGAUGGGAAUGUCAUAGCUGGAAAGGUUGCAACUCAAAGUAUAGAUUCUGCCGCUCCUUUGUCUGAGCAGACAAUAAGUCAAGCACUGGCCACUGCACGUGAACAUCUGACGAGAUCACUGCUUACAUGAUCAUAUACGCAUGCUAAGAGUGAGGAGAGCAUGGAGAAAGUAGAGAUAUGGCAGUACCCUUCGACCCGAUGACUUAUCAAAACGACUCAUAAACUGGUUUACUAAUAUCACCUUGGAGUUCUUUUUUUGUUCUCUUAAAAGAACAAGCUCGCGGUUGACUCAUUAGAAGUUCCUGCUUUUUGUUGAACAAGGAACCUUUUUUGUUGCCCAAAAAUAAUGCCCAUUGCAUCAUUUCUUGUAAACUUGAUCAAGUUGGAAGUCGGAUGCUUAUAUUCUUGUUAUUAAAUGAUAUAAUGUGAAAAUGCGUUAUUCUUUGAAGGCUUGAA